This is a messenger RNA of Condylostylus longicornis, 2295 nucleotides long. RefSeq names its product innexin inx2. Gene Ontology annotation, molecular function: gap junction channel activity. Gene Ontology annotation, biological process: phototransduction. The record is from RefSeq and is a predicted model, not a curated record. NCBI's taxonomy places the organism in Eukaryota, Metazoa, Arthropoda, Insecta, Diptera, Dolichopodidae. The coding region runs from base 756 to 1835 and encodes 359 amino acids. Gene Ontology annotation, cellular component: gap junction; plasma membrane. The transcript has 2 exons.
UAUACUGUAACAGUAGUAACGAAUUUGUAAUCGAACUGUGCGCUUCGUGGUUUGACGGUGGCAAACCGAUGCGUCGCUGUUUUUAAUAUUAGAAAAUUUAGCAAAAAAAAAAAAUUAAUUAAAAGUAAAAAAAAAAGCAAUUUGAACCUGAAAAGAAGAAAAUAAAUAAAUUUUUAUAUAUUAUAUUUUUAAUUAAAAAAAAUAAAAUCAUAUUUAAAGUAUACAUUUUAUAGAAUGUAUAAUAAUUUUUUAUUUUCAUAAAUAUUUUAAAAAUUAACAAUUAUAAUAUUAUAUACAGAAGAGAAGAGAUAAUACAACAUAAAGUAUUCUAAAGUGGAUUUCUAAUAAUAAAUAAAAAAAAAAGUUGUGACUUGACAAUAGUUCAAAAUAUAAAAUUAUGAAAGCACAUUUAUACUAGUGAAAUAAAAAUAUUAAUUUAAAAUAAAUAAUAAAACGAAAUUAAGUAUAAAAAUAUUUAUAUACAUAUAUAUGUAUAUAACAAACGAUAGAUUUCAAAAAUAAUUUAUUAUAAUAAAAUAAAAAUAAAGAAGGAAAAAUUUUUUAUAAAAAAGUGAAAUUUUUUAAAUAAACAACGUAAUAAUAAAAUUUUUUCUUAUCUUAAGAAGAAGAAAAGAUAUAAAAGGACAAUUUUAUACAUAUAGAAAUUUUGUGGAGAAAUUUUAAAUAAUUUAAUAAUAUUAAAUUUAUAUUUAAAUUUUUUUGAUUGAAAACAAAAAAGUAUAAACUAAUUCAAAAUGUUUGAUGUAUUCGGCUCCGUUAAGGGGCUCCUGAAAAUCGAUCAAGUAUGCAUCGAUAAUAAUUUAUUUCGAAUGCAUUAUAAAGCUACUGUCAUUAUAUUGAUAGCAUUUUCAUUAUUGGUAACAUCAAGACAAUAUAUUGGCGAUCCAAUUGAUUGUAUUGUUGAUGAGAUACCAUUACAAGUAAUGGAUACAUAUUGCUGGAUUUAUUCAACAUUUACAGUACCAGAACGUUUAACUGGAAUAACUGGACAUGAAGUUGUACAACCGGGUGUUGGUAGUCAUGUUGAAGGACAAGAUGAAGUUAAAUAUCAUAAAUAUUAUCAAUGGGUUUGUUUUGUAUUAUUCUUUCAAGCAAUAUUAUUUUAUAUACCACGUUAUUUAUGGAAAUCAUGGGAAGGUGGUCGUAUUAAAAUGUUAGUAUUAGAUUUGAAUAGUCCAAUUGUAAAUGAUGAAUCGAAAAAUGAACGUAAAAAAAUUUUAGUUGAUUAUUUUAAAGAUAAUUUACAUCGUCAUAAUUUUUAUGCAUUCCGUUUUUUCAUAUGUGAAGUAUUAAAUUUCAUUAAUGUUAUUGGUCAAAUAUAUUUUGUUGAUUAUUUUUUGGAUGGUGAAUUUUCAACAUAUGGUAGCGAUGUAUUAAAAUUUACUGAAAUGGAACCAGAUGAGCGUAUUGAUCCAAUGGCAAGAGUAUUUCCUAAAGUUACAAAAUGUACGUUCCAUAAAUAUGGUCCAUCUGGUUCUGUACAGAAAUUUGAUGGUUUAUGUGUAUUACCAUUGAAUAUCGUAAAUGAAAAAAUUUAUGUAUUCUUAUGGUUUUGGUUUAUAAUAUUAAGUGUAUUCUCUGGUUUAUCAUUAUUAUAUCGUAUUGCUGUUGUUGCUGGACCUAAAAUUCGUGUAUUAUUAUUAAGAACAAGAUCAAAAUUAUCAGAACAAUCAGAUAUUGAAAAUGUUGCAAGUAAAUGUAAAAUAGGUGAUUGGUUCGUUUUAUAUCAAUUAAGUAAAAAUAUUGAUCCAUUAAUAUAUAAAGAAAUUAUAUCAGAUUUAGCAGCAAAAUUUGAUGGUAAAGAUGUUGUUUGAUUAAAUUAAUAUGCAAAAAGGAAAACAAAUUAUAUAAUUACAUGAAAAGAAAAUAAUCUAAUACAUUAUAUCAUUAUAUAAAUAUGUACCUAUUAUGUAUUUUUCUACUAUAUAUAAAUAAUUCUUAAAUUAAAUUUUAAUAUUCCCGGAAAUUCCUUCAGAAAUAUUUUAGAUAAAAAAAAAUUUUAAUUUAUCUUGUUUUAUUAUUUAAAAAAAUUUCCUUUUCGAUUAAGCUUUUAAUUUUAUUUUUUUUAAUUAAUAUUCAAAAUAAAUUCAAUUACAUUAAAAUAAUAAAAUAACUACUUAAUUAAAUAUUUUUUUCAUACAAAAAUUGCAUAGUCACUUAGAGAAGAAGUAUUAUGAAAAAUGUUAAAAAUAACUUUUCAAAAUAUAAACAACGAAUUUAAUUUUUUUUAUUUAUUAUUUUCACAUAAAUUUUAUUAACUCAAAAUAUUAUUAG